GGCGGGGCCGGAACCGCUGGGGCCGGAACGCGGGCGCUGGGGCGCGGGGCCGGGCGGGCCGGAGCGUCGCCGGAAUUUCCGGAACCCGGGGUUUGUGCGGGGCCCGGCGGCGGGCCCGGGAUGUCGUUGCUGGCUCUGACAGAGGGAAGAAAUCAAUAACAAAUAUGUUGAUAUCACGGCUAACAUCUCAGUUAGCGAAGGCCUCACGAUUUGCAGGACAUUUUUUGCCAAGAUCAGUAUCUUCUGUUCUGCGCUCUGGUCCUACAUCUGGAAAUUACAGCACACAACCCUCUGAUAAGAAUGGAGCCCAACCUCAGCGCUGGUAUGCACUGGACCCUGAACUGGAAGAAAUGCUGGUCCCCAGAAAAAUGUCCAUCAGCCCUUUAGAAAGCUGGCUGACUGUUAGAUACUCCCUCCCUAAAGUGGAGAUCAUCAAUGUUCAUGAAAAGCUUGCUUAUGAACCUACCCAACAGUAUGACUGUCCCCCAUGUGAACGGGGAGCUGAUGUGGAAGAAGAGGACGGAGAAGUCAGCACUAACAAGGUUGAGUGUAAGAAUGUGUUGAAGAUCCGCAGGAGGAAAAUGAAUAGGCAUAAGUACAAAAAGCUGCUCAAACGAACACGUUUUUUGCGGAGGAAGAUACUAGAUGGUCGCAGGAAAAAACGUCAGGCCAAGUUUGAGAAAGAUCUGAAACGCAUCUGGAGAAGAGCUGGGUUGAAAAAACCUUCUGAGGGCUGGCAGCUUCCCAAGAUAUUUGUGAGAACUAAAUGACUGGAACACCUCGACUGUGUUUUGCCAUUUAAUUGUAAUUAAAGGGUAUUUAAAAUAA
Messenger RNA from Mauremys mutica (yellowpond turtle), 828 nucleotides. It is a transcript of the gene AURKAIP1, whose product is annotated as aurora kinase A interacting protein 1. The transcript has 4 exons. Lineage: Eukaryota; Metazoa; Chordata; Testudines; Geoemydidae. The coding region runs from base 165 to 770 and encodes 201 amino acids. The record is from RefSeq and is a predicted model, not a curated record. Gene Ontology annotation, biological process: mRNA processing. Gene Ontology annotation, cellular component: mitochondrion.